AUGGAGAAGGCACUAGCCCUAGCUCUACUGGUGUCAGCUGCCCUACUCCUGAGAGCGCACCAGCCGGCGAGCGCCCAGGUGUUCUGCCGGUCGCAGUUCAACCUGGCCAACGAGGCGUGCAGCAUGCGCAACUUCAUCCCGGGCCCCGGCGUGCGGCGCGGGGUGCUGCCGCGGCUGCAGCAGCAGCUCAACGAGACCUCCGUCGAGCAGCAGCACCGGAGCGGCGACGACGACGACGAAGAUGCCGACAGCAGAAGCAGCAGCAGUAGGCGGUCGUCGCGGCACCGGCACCAGCACCAGCACCGGCACGGCGAGGAGGGGAGAGGUGAGGACCCCCGCGACACGGCGUGCUGCCGCCGCCUCAUGGGCCUCGACAACUCGUGCGUCUGCCAGGCCACCGCCCGGCUCCCGGCCUUCAUGAACUCCGUCAGGCACGCCAUCACGCUUACGCCCAUCGAGGGCUGCGAGAUCUCCUUCGAGUGCCCCGGCCCGCUCUUCUAG
Messenger RNA from Panicum hallii, 501 nucleotides. RefSeq lists its product as uncharacterized. NCBI's taxonomy places the organism in Eukaryota, Viridiplantae, Streptophyta, Magnoliopsida, Poales, Poaceae. The transcript has a single exon. Bases 1 to 501 code for a protein of 166 amino acids. The record is from RefSeq and is a predicted model, not a curated record.